CUGCGGCCUCCCAGAGGCUUGGUUGAGAGCUCUGGCUCUCACUCCCCCACCUCCACCCAGCACCUGCCCCGGUCCAGGCUCACCCCCUACCCCUCCACCUGGUCAGUGGUGGCUCGGCCUCCUCUCAGCCCCUCCACCCCUCCUGGCUGUACACACCCUCAAGCUAACGGAAUUCAAACUGGUGGAGGAAGGCCUGCCCUGUCCCUCCCAGCCCCUGCCUCUCCCUCCCUACUCCCAGCCUCACUGGACCACUUUCAAGUCCUCCAGUGCUCCAGGCUCCAUCUUCAUGCCUCCAGGCCUUUGCACGUGCUGGUCCCUCUCCCAUUCUCCUGGUUAACUCCUCCACCUCCAUCCGAGCUAGGAUCUUCCCCUGGAGAGUGUCCCGGUUAGCACUACCCCACAACACACACACACACCGACAUACACGCCCCACAUCACAGGGACCACAUCCCACACAGGCACAGACACACUGCAUGACGCAGAUCACAGGCACAAAGGUGCAUGCGUGCACACAUACACACUCCCACUCCAUAUGCCAAUACACUUAUCCCCCUACUCCCACAUCACACAGACGGUUCCACACACUCCUCACACGCUCUGGCCACACAGUAAACACACACAGACCACAGAGCUCAUGUCUGGGCUGCCCUGGUGCCCUCCUCUGGGCUCGUGCCCCCAGCCUCAGCAUUUACCCCCCAUUGAGGGCAGGGACCCACCCAGCUCCGUUUUCCUCCAUUUCAGCUCAGGGCCCUGCACCAAGUCUCUCCCAGUUGUUGCUUGGACCCGGACUCCUCCCACAGUCACCACUGUCACAGUCCCACCUCCUUCAAGGUCUCAAACACCCCUCCCCUGUUUCUGGCAGGAGCCGUCCUCACUCCCUCUAUUGCCUCUCCAGACCCAGACUUCACCCUCAGGUCACCCUCACCUGGACUUUGGGGUGCCCCACACCCCGCCCCAGGCCCUGGCCUCUGGAAUAUUUGGAAACUUGAACUGGGCCAGAGGCUUAAGCUCACAUCUGUCUGGAGCCUCAACUUUCUCCUCUGUAAAAUGGGCUAACACUGAAAGAACCUUGCAGAAUCUCAGCAACGUCACAGAGGACAUUGUUAGCACAGCCAGCGGGCUCCUGCUGGGCUGAGUUUGUGGGUAAUCCAAGCCUCGGCAGGUACAGUUCCUCCCUCAGGGCCCAGGACACAGUGAGCAUACAAUAGACAUUAGCUGCUGUGGUGUCUUGAUUUCAAGCCCAGUGCAGAUGCAUCUGACUUACGAAACUUCAGUGACACCUGCUCUGUGCCAGACACUGAAGAUGGAGCAGUGAACAGCACUGACCCAGCCUGUCCUCCUGUUGCCUGCAGGCCAGACGGAGUCUCACUCUGUCACCAGGCUGGAGUACAGUGGUGUGAUCUCGGCUCACUGCAACCUCCGCCUCCCAGGUUCAAGCGAUUCUCCUGCCUCAGCCUCUCAAGUAGCUGAGAUUACAGACGUGUGUCACCAUGCCCUGUUAAUUUUUGUUUGUUUGUUUUGUUUUUUGUUUUGUUUUGUUUCGUUUUUUGUUUUUUUUUUUUGAGACGGAGUCUUGCUCUGUCGCCCAGGCUGGAGUGCAGUGGCCCCGAUCUCGGCUCACCGCAAGCUCCGCCUCGCGGGUUCAUGCCAUUCUCCGGCCUCAGCCUCCCGAGUAGCUGGGACUACAGGCAUCCGCCACCACACCCAGCUAAUUUUUUGUAUUUUUUUUAGUAGAGACGGGGUUUCACUGUGUUAGCCAGGAUGGUCUCGAUCCCCUGACCUUGUGAUCCACCCAAGGCCUCGGCCUCCCAAAGUGCUGGGAUUACAGGCAUGAGCCACCGUGCCCGGUCAAUUUUUAUAUUUUUUGUAGAGACAGGGUUUCACCAUGUUGGCCAGGCUGGUGUCGAACUCCCGACCUCAGGUGAUUGUCGGCCUUGGCCUCCCAAAGUGCUGGGAUUACAGGCGUGAGCCACCGCGCCCAGCCGGUGGGCAGCCAGUUGUGUUCCGGGAGGAGGAGGACACCCUGGAAAGACAGUGGGGCCAGACACUGAACUGCCUUUGGAAGCAAGUAGGAGCAACAGCGAAGGUUUGCUGGCUCAGAAGCAAGGUCUCGCUGUGUUACCCUGGCUGGAGUGCAGUGGCUACUUACAGGCAUGAUCAUAGCAUACUGCAGCCUCGAACUCCUGGACUAGAGCAGUUCUCCUGCCUCAGCCUCCAGAGCAGCUGGGACUGCAGACACGCACCACAGAGCCCAGCCUGAGUCAUUUUGAUUCUGUAACUGGCUUCCUCUCGGCGGGCAGGCUCACACCCUCCACCCCCAGCUGGAGAUGGAAGGAGGAUGCUCACCGCCCAUUCCUCAUGCAGGCCAUCGAUGGAAAUGUCAGACAGUGCGAGUCCACGCCUGAACACUUCUGGGGUCCGCUCUGGGACUGACACUGGCAGAUCCAUCGGUGAGCUCCCGCCUGCCACCUCUGGGCCUGCAUUGCGGUGAUAGGGCCAAGGGCCUGGGCCUUCAAUUCUCCAGACUUGCCAAAAUGCUCAGCGCAGGCCUCGUCGGCAACUGCAGACAAGCAGAGGCAGCACCUGGGCUCUGCCUGUGCCUGGCACAGUGAAGCGAGGGUGGGGGCAGGAAUGAGGGUCCUCUCCAUGCAAGGGGGGAAGAUAGAAGAACAAAAUUUCACCCUAAUGUAGUGUCUUUAGACCGUGCAAUGUUGUGCUCCUGUUAGUCUGAUAUCAGGGGCUUGCAGCCUGGCAAAGGAAAAAAAACAGGCUGAGGCACAUGAUAGAAGACAGGCAGGGAUGCCACAAUCAUAACCAUGGCAAAGACCAGGAUCAGAAAGGCCCACCAUCUCUGACCCCAAAUCCCUGGGCAGAUGGUUCCAGAACUCAGAAUUUUCCCAGUUGUAGAAAGAUGGGGCCAGGUGCAGUGGCUCACGCCUGUAAUCCCAGCAUUUUGGGAGUACAAGGUGGGCGGAUCACCUGAGGUCAGGAGUUCGAGACCAGCCUGGCCAACAUGGUGAAACCCUGUCUCUACUAAAAAAAAAAAAAAAAAUUAGCCGGGCGUGGCGAUGCAUGCCUGUAAUCCCAGCUACUCGGGAGGCUGAGCCAGGAGAAUUGCUUGAACCCGGGAGGCGGAGGUUGCAGUGAGCCAAGAUCGCGCCACUACACUCCAGUCCGGGCGACAGAGCAAGAGUCCAUUCCCCCACCACCAAAAAAAAAAAAAAAAGAAAGAAAGAUGAUGUGAUACAUAUCACAUAUUUCCUAACACCCCCAACCAAACACAUUUAUGCAUAUGCAUAAAGCAGACGAGGAAAGAUUCUAAAUAGGCUCUGAAUCUCAGUUUUCUCAUCUCUACAAUGGGGCAGUGAUGGCAUGCACCUCCCAGGGCUGUUCUGAGAAUCUGAUGCCUCCCAUUGCACUGGUGAGCCUGGCACAGGCACAGGUCCCACCCCAGGCCCUUUGAACUGGCUGUUCCUUUGGCCUGGAACAUUCCUCCCCAGAUACCUCCUGAGAGGGCUCCCUCACUUCCUUCAAGGCACUGCUCAAAUGCUACCUCUUCACAGAGGCUUUCCCUGACCACCCCGUCUCUUUCCUCUUCCUGCAUAGCCUCUGUCACCUGACAUUUUAUGUCAUAAAUUACUCAUUUAUUAAUUUCCUGCUCUCCCACAGUGGCACCCGAGCUCUGUGAGGGCAAGACUUUGUUCGGUUGUGGGCUAUGCCCCCAACCCCUCGGACAGUGCCUGCACAGGUGGACAUUUUUGUUGGAUGAAGGAUUUUCUGUUAAAUGUGUCUGGCACACACAGAAAAACAAAGCCCAGCAGGUACGAUGGUGAUUAUUAUUGUUACUGGUGGCGCUCUAUUAUUGUUAUUAGUGUCUGUUGAAAAAGACCCUGAGCUAUACCAGCCCUUGGUUCUCCAGCCUGUGAAAUGGGCAUCCUGGGCACUGAGGCACUAGCCUUGGGAAGCUGAUAGGGGGUCCCUGCAGGAGAGACAAAGAACACUGCCCACCCCCCCGGGGGAGCCUGCGCCCCUCACCGGAAAGAGAAGCAGGGGGGAGCAGAGGGAGCUUGCAGCCCCACACGCAGGGCUGCCAGAAGGCCAUACAUAAUUCAUUGCCAAAUGGGGCUGCGGGCGGCUCUCCGCGGCGUGCGCUGGGGGCUCACUCUGCGCCUGGCACUUCGCUGACUGCGCCUCACACGUUGCCUCAUUGCAUCUUCAUGGAUUUGCAGGGUGUGACCCUUCCCCCUGUUUUACCCAGGGGGAUCCUGAGGCUCAGAGGAUGGGGCCACCGUGCUAGUCACACAGCCUCUCUGUGGCCAAGCUGGGCCUCGGGCCAGCAGAUUCGGCCCCCAGCGGCCCCCAUUCACUGCCUCUCUGCUGAGGGAAAAGACGGGCCUGGGGAGCGGGUGGGAGGCACAAAGGAGACCCCGCUCUGAGACAGGCUGCAGAAGAGGGAGCUGGGUCUCAGCAGGGCUGGGGAAGGCUCUGGCCCCAGCCCUCCGCCCAACCCCCUGCCCUCCUCUCCUGGAGGAGAUGCUCCCCAAAUUAGCCAUCAUGAGCGCUGGCUCUGGGGGUUGGGCGUUGGGGAGCAGUUUGCUCAGCUGUAAAAUGGGAAUAACAGAAGCCGUCCCUGGGACUAUGAGAUCAAGGUGCUCAAGAAAAGUGGUGUCUGCUGAGGGGAAAAGCCAGUCCCAAAAGGUUGCAUACUCUCAUUCUGUUUAUUUGUUUUUGUUUUUGAGACAGGGUCUCGCCCUGUCACCCAGGCUGGAGUACAGUGGCGCAAUAUGGGCUCACUGCAACCUCCACCUCCUGGGCUCAAGUGAUCCUCCCAUCUCAGACCCUCAAGGAGCUGGGGCUACAGGCACGUGCCACCGUGUCCGGCUAAUUUUUGUAUUUUUUGUAGAGACAGGGUUUCACCAUGUUGCCCAGGCUGGUCUCAAACUCCUGAGCUCAGGUGAUCCGCCUGCCUUGGCCUGCGAUAAAAUUGCACAGAAGUAAAUACACACACGUGAGGAUACGGAAAACCGGGGAAACCUGAGCAAGAGCAGUCAGACCCCGGCUGUGAUGGCGCCCAGUAGUUCUGCGAGAUGUUACCAUUGGGGAAACUGAGUGAAGGCGGGUACCUGGGAUCCCUCUGUUUUCUUUUUUGUUGUUGUUGUUAUUUUGAGAUGAAGUUUCCCUCUUGUUGCCCAGGCUGGGUGAUCCACCUGCCUCGGCCUCCCAAAGUGCUGGGAUUACACGCGUGAGCCACUGUGCCCAGCCUCUCUGUUUUAUUUCUUCUUUUUUUUUUUUUUUUUUUGGAGACGCUCUGUCGCCCAGGCUGGAGUGCAGUGGCACGAUAUUGGCUCACUGCAAGCUCCGCCUCCUGGGUUCACACCAUUCUCCUGCCUCAGCCUCCCGAGUAGCUGGGACUACAGGCGCCCGCCACCUCGCCCGUCUAAUUUUUUGUAUUUUUAGUAGAGGCGGGGCUUCACCGUGUUAGCCAGGAUGGUCUCAAUCUCCUGACCUCGUCAUCCGCCCGUCUCGGCCUCCCAUAGUGCUGGGAUUACAGGCAUGAGCCACCACGCCCGGCUGUUUUAUUUCUUAUAACUGUACAGGAAUCUACAAUGAUUGUAACAAAAAUUUCAAUUAAGGCCACUCUAGGCACAUGGCCUGUGGGGUAGCCCUGCUCAACAAGAAGCCGUCAAAAAAAUGUUUUUUAAUUAAAAAAUUUCUUCAAUUAAAAAGCGUUAUCUUCCUCUGCCCGGAAAGGGUUAAGUGAGUCACUGCAGUUAGCUCCCCUUCCCCCACAACCACCUAGACCAGGCCAGGGACCAGCGGGCAAUUGCCUGGCAGCUGGAGUUUUCCUCCACUGUGGACUGUACUUCUUGCGUCACUCUGAAUGUCUCCAGUCUUUAUUCCAGAAUGUUCUGGUCCUCUCCCACUUUUCCAAGGACAGGAAUUCCCUAGUGGGGCUCCAGAAGAGGCUCUGGAGGAGAACAAGAAAGGCCCUUGUCAUCCAUUGGCCUCAGGCUGGGAAAUCUCGGUUCCACUCCCAGCCCAGCCUCAAUAUUAGGUUGUCAGUCUGGAGUCUGAGAGCCAUGCCCCCACCCCCUUAGUCCUUCACCUCCAGGAGAGUUGGGGAUACUGGAAAGAAUGUUGAGUGUCAGAGCCCCUCUCAGUGGCUCACGCCUGAAAUCCCAGCCCUUUGGGAGGCUGAGGCAGGUGGAUUGCUUGAGGCCAAGAGUUCAAGACCAGCCUGGCCAACGCGACGAAACCCUGACUCUACUAAAAAUACAAAAAUUAGCUGGGCGUGGUGGCACACACCUGUAAUCCCAGCAGCUCGGGAGGCUGAGGCAGGAGAAUUGUUUGAACCUGAGAGGUGGAGGUUGCAGUGAGCUGAGAUCACAACACUGCACUCAAAAAGUAGUUAAUUAAUUUAGUUUAAUUAAAAAAGAAUAUUGAGUGUCAGGCAAUCUGGGUAGAACCCAUUGUGUUUCUACAGGAUAGAAUCUGCUGUGUUCUCUAGCGGAACUUCCGGAUCACCUUCACCGUAUGACUCUAGACAAUCCCUGUCCACUCUUCAGUUUUAGAUGCCCCAUUCAAAGAAUGAAAGAAUUGUCCUAGAUGAUCCUUUAGGGUCUUCCAGGCUGAUGACAAGGGGGACCUGGCCCCUCUGCUGCUGGCCAAAGAGGACUUUACUUCCCAUUCCGUGUGGUUGAACAAGAAUUGCUGGGCUCCAGUCCUGCCUUUGGCCCUUCCCUACAUGUGACCUUGGGCCCUCUUUGCCUUUCAGAAUCAAUACAGUGAGAGAGUUAACACAAGCUCAGGUUAGUAAGUCAUUCAACAAACAUUUACUGAGCGCUUAUCAAAUACUGCAUGCUGGAGUGGACACUGGAGAAAAAGGUGAGGAGAAGGCCGGGCGCAGUGGCUCGUGACUGUAAUUCCAGCACUUUGAGGGGCAGAGGCAGGUGGAUUACCUGAGGUCAGGAGUUUGAGACCAGCCUGGCCAACAUGGCAAAACCCCGUCUCUACUAAAAAUACAAAUAUUAGCCAGGCAUGGUGGUGCAUAUCUGUAGUCCCAGCUACUCAGGAGGCUGAGCAGGAGAAUCACUUGAACUCAGGAGGUGGAGCGUGCAGUGGGCCGAGAUUGCACCUCUGCACUCCAGCCUGGGCAACAUAGUGAGACUCUGUCUCAAAUAAAUAAAUAAAGUGAGGAGAAAAAAAUACCAUCUCUGUCUUCACAGAACUUAUAGUUUGAGAGGGGAGAAUCCCACAAGUAAAUUAUAAAUCUCAGCUGAGAUUAUGCAAAGAAGCAAAGGCCGGACGUGGUGGCUCACGCCUGUAAUCCCAGCACUUUGGGAGGCCGAGACGGGCGGAUCAUGAGGUCAGGAGAUUGAGACCAUCCUGGCUAACACGGUGAAACCCUGUCUCUACUAAAAAUACAAAAAAAUUAGCUGGGCGUGGUGGCGGGCGUCUGUAGUUCCAGCUACUCGGGAGGCUGAGGCAGGAGGAUGGCGUGAACCCAGGAGCACAGGUUGCAGUGAGCCGAGAUGGCGCCACUGCACUCCAGCCUGGGCGACAGAGCGAGACUCUGUCUCAAAAAAAAAAAAAAAAAAGGAAGCAAAGUGCCCAGCUGGGAUGGUGGUUUCAGAGGCCACAGUGGGAGCUUCCCAGAGAAGGGAUGAUUGAGCUAAGUCUAAGCAAAAGGGGUGGUCAGGGCAGCAGCUGCUCCAAAACAGGGGCUGGGGGCUUAUGUGGAGAGAGAAGACAUGGAGAGACCAUGCCCAGAAGGAGGCGGCGGCUUCAGUGAACAGUGCAGGGGAGCAGGUCCGAGGAGGCCGCCUACCAGGGGAAGGAGUCUCAUCUCCAUCCUAGACAAAAAAAGGAUCUUUUGAGAUGCAUUAAGCAGGGGAGUCACAGAUUGGAUUUGUGUUUUGAGAAUCUCCUGCUUACCUAGAGAAGAAGGGCAUCUCCUGGGCCCUCACUGUUGCCUUAAAUGAUUUUUAUUGUGUAUUACUUAAACAUGUGCAAGCAUAAAAUGAGAUAUAAACUCCUUGUAGCUCUUAUACAAGCAUCAGACCAAGACAAAUUGACCCAUCACGUACAAAAUCGAUUCAAAUCAGAUUAAUUUUAUGUGACAUGUUAUUAUGCCUUUUGUCUGAAACCCUGCCACCACCCACAGUGCAAUUAUGGCCCAACCACUGUGGUGUUCUGAAUUUGUGGGACAGAGAAUAUUGGCCUUUUAAACACGUGCAUGCAUGCAUUUGCGUGUGCGCACACACACACAUCCCAAAUGAUUUUUUCCCACUAUAUAUGAAGAACUCCUACAAACCAAAAAGAAAAAGGCAGACAAUUCAAGAGAAAAAUGGGGGAGGGCUUGCAUUAAAGUACUUCAUAACAAGAGUACUUAGGAGGCCAACAAAUACACGAAAAGCUGCUAGCUUCAUGACUCAUGGGGGUGGCUUGGUCAGUUCAGGAUACUGUAACAAAAUACCUUAGACUGGGAAAUUUAUAAACAACGGAAUUUAUUGCUCACAGUUCUGGAGGCUGGGAAGUCCAAGAUCAAGGCAGCAGUAGAUCCGGUGCCUGAGCCCGUUCCCUGCUUCAAACAUGGCACCUUCUUGCUGUAUCCUCACAUGGUGGAAGGGGGAAGACAGUUCUCUGGGGCCUCUUUUAUAAGGGCAGUUAUCCAAUUCACAAGGAUAGAGCCCUCAUGACCUAAUCACCUUUCAAAGAUCCCCAUCUUCUAACACCUUCUAACACCAUCACCUUGGUGAUUAGGUCUUUUUGUUGUUGUUGUUGUUGAGAUGGACUCUCACUCUGUUGCCUAGGCUGGAGUGCAGUGGCGUAAUCUUGGUUCACUGCAACCUCUGCCUCCCGGGCUGAAGUGAUUAUCCUGUCUCAGCCUCCCAAGUGGCUGGGAUUACAGGCGUGUGCCACCAUGCCCGGCUAAUUUUCAUAUUUUUAGUAGAGACAGGGUUUCACCAUGUUGGUCAGGCUGGUCUCGAACUCCUGACCUCAUGAUCCGCCCACUUCGUCCUCCCAAAAUGCUGGGAUUACAGGCAUGAGCCACUGCACCCAGCCGAUUAAGUCUUAACGUAUGAGUUUUUGGGAGAAACUCAAACAUUCGGACAAUAGCAAGGAGAAUACAAAACCACAGUGAGCUACCGCUUCAGACACCAGAGAAGUUUAAGUGAAAAAGACUGGCAAUACCAAGUGCUGAUGAGGAUAUGGAGCAACCAGAACUCUCAGACAUUGCUGAUGGGAAUCUAAAUUAGUAUAACCACCACGAAAGCAUCCGUAAGGUUUAAUUGUGUUGAACACACCCUGCCCUCUGACCAAGCAUUUCCACUCCUGGGCAUACAGGCAAAAGAAAUGCAUCCACGUGUUCAUCAAAAGAUGUAACCUGUGCCAGGUGAGGUGGUUCAUGCCUGUAAUCCCAGCACAUCGGGAGGCCAAGGAGGGAGGAUUGCUUGAGCCCAGAAGUUCGAGAGCAGCCUAGGCAACAAGGCAAAACCUCGUCUCUACUAAAAAGUAGCCAGGCAUGAUGGUAUAUGCCUGUAGUCCCAGCUACUCAGGAGGCCAAGGCAUGCAGAUUGAUUGAACCCGGAAGGUGGAGGCUACAGUGAAUUGUGAUCUCGCCACUGCACUCCAGCCUGGGUGACAGAGCAAGAUCUUGUCUCAAUUAAAAAAAAAGGAAGAAAGAAAGACAUAACCUGGAAUAUUCACACCAACACUAUUCAGGAUAGCCCUAAACUGGAAAGAAUCUGAAUAUCCUCCGGCUUUAGAACAGAGAGAAAUUAUAGACUAUUCAUUCAUACAGGGGAUGAUUGAUCAGCUUUAAGAAUAAACAAACCGUACACAACAAUAUAGAUGAAUCUACAACCUUAAUGUGCAAAAUAGUUCACAUAUAUAAAGGACAAAAACAGGCAAAACUACUCCAUGGUGUUAGAAAUAGGGGUAGAGGUUACCCUCAUGCGGCAGGAGGGUUAGUGAUAGGGGAUUUGGAAGAGGAGGAGCCCAAUGGACUGAACAGCUGAGCUGGAAACAGCAAUUUGUUCCUUAAAGUUCUGAACCCAACUGUUAUCCAGCAUGGAGUCUGUCUGGAGAGGCCAGAUGUGGGGCCUCUCACAGGGGAAUGAGAAGUGCCUCUCAGGGUCCCACCCAUGAUCCCCCUUUCCUUGCCCACACAACCACCAACUGGCAAGUAGUAACCCAGGACCUGUAGCCCCCACUGGCUUGACACAGAGCAUAAUGCAAGCUUUUCCUGCUCCAGGUCCUGGACACCACUUUGCCCUUUGCCCCACACGUACAGCCCCCUGACCAAAAGCUGGGUACUCUGGCUUGACUAGAGGGAGCUAGACUCCAGGAAUAAGUAAGGAGCUGGGCUUCCACGCUAGAGAACAAGAGCUUCUCUGGGGAAAGGGGCUUCCCAUGAAGCCCUGGGGCACUGGGAGAUUAAUGGGCAGACCUCUGGCCUCAGCUUCCAGGGAAGGGGAGGGUGUGGGCCAACAUGCGGUGGCUACACUGACCACAAGCCGAUGACCCCAGCCAGCCUCAGGAUGUCUCAGCUCUAGGCAUGGUUUUUCGUUUUGUUUUGUCGUGUUUUGUUUUUGAGAUGGAACCUCGCUCUGUCGCCUAGGCUGGAGUGAAGUGGCACCAUCUCGUCUCCCUGCAACCUCCACCUCCUGGGUUCAAGCGAUUCUCCUGCCUCAGCCUCCUGAGUAGCUGAGAUUACAUGUGCGUGCCACCUUGCCCAGCUAAUUUUUGUAUUUUUAGUAGAGAUAGGGUUUCAUCAUGUUAGCUAGGCUGGUCUCAAACUCCUGACCUCAAGUGAUCUGCCUGCCUCAGCCUCCCAAAGUGCAAGGAUUACAGGCAUGAGCCACCAUGCCCGGCAUAGGCAUGGUUUUGACAAUCUGUCUCUUUGUGCCCUGGCUCCUUCUCCAACUCCUCUUUGGAGGAGGCACAGGAGGAGGGGUCAUUUCACUGUUCCUGAAAAGUAGACAUAUAACCUACAUGCAACUGCCAGGUGAUAAGGGCCCCAUCUGUCUGGCAUGACGUUGGAGGUCCACAAAGGCUGAUUAGAUGAAUGCUCAGCUCUGGGGCCUCCCCACAGAGCUCACAGACAGGCGUGAAGGAAAGCAGGACUCUUAUUAGAAUAUGUUCAGAGUUUUCACUGAAGAAGCCUCCUGUGUGGGCCAGGCACUGUGCUCAGUGCUUUGAUUCACAGUCUCAUUUAAUUCUCACCAUUUACAGACAAGAAUUCAGCUAAGAUCCUUUUCAAUCAAGUCUGGCAAUAUCUGCCUUUCAAUGGCAGUGCCUAGUCCUUUCAUAUGUAAUAUACUUAUCAUUAUGGGUGGGUUUAAGUUUUAUCAUCUUGCUAUUUGUUAUCUAUUUGUCCCCCCUCUUUUGUUCCUCCUUUACUGCCUUCUAUUUGGUUGAGACUUAAUAAAAUAUUUUAUUCCA
Molecule: messenger RNA, 11448 nt
Organism: Homo sapiens (human)
Lineage: Eukaryota; Metazoa; Chordata; Mammalia; Primates; Hominidae
Product: extensin-like
Exons: 4
Coding region: 533-1135 (200 amino acids)
Source: RefSeq, a predicted model, not a curated record